Xyrichtys novacula (pearly razorfish) is the source of this 12727-nucleotide messenger RNA. The record is from the annotation of a GenBank genome assembly. NCBI's taxonomy places the organism in Eukaryota, Metazoa, Chordata, Actinopteri, Labriformes, Labridae.
GUUACCGUUGUAUUUGAGUUGGUUAUGUUUUUUGUUAUGACUAGAUGUUACAUGAGCCCAUUUUCCUGAAGCUGAAGUUUAGCUAAAGUGAAGUCUUUCUUACCGCAAUUUAACAUUAAACCUCAAUGCAAACUGGAGCUGCGCAUGCGCAUCUGCAUACAUGGUUGGUUGUUGGAGACAAACGCAGCGCGGCAUCUGAAGGAUUCAAUGGAGAAACAGCAGAUUCGUUCGUAUCUAUUUGUUACAUAAUAAUUAAGAAGUCUUCGCGCAAGUAUAUAAACACACAAGUUCACAAGCUUAUCUCACAAGAACCUGACGAUCUGUAGAUGAGUUAUACGUCAAGCUAACACACAACUGUGUUCAUCAAUAUGGCACACUGGAGCACCUUCGAACAGGAGACAGAGAGAGAAACCAAGAAGUUGAUAAAAUGUAUCAGCGGGGUCGAGGAUGAAGAGGACCAGAAUUUUCAGCUGGCACUGAAAUUUACCUGGUCCAAUUUCAAGUGAGUUGGCAUUAUAGACAGCGUUGAAGUUAGCACGUUAGCUGCUAACAUGUAACCCAAACAUUAGCCGCAUUGAGUCAUGCUGUUGACGUUUUCUGACAGGUUUCACCGCUUCUUGGAUGUGGACAGCCACAAAAUCCGACGGAGUAUAAGUGGGUGAGUGUGUGCUUACUGGAAGUCUAACGCACCAUUUGUUACGUUGGGUGUCUCUCCAAGAACGUGGCAUGUUCGCUGUUUUCAAUACUGCAAUUGAUCAAUCCCCCAAUUUAUUUGACAAUAUGUCUUGUGGUGGACGAUGCUGAAGUUAGCACCCUCUUACCAACCUCUGAUUUAGUUGUGAAAAUGUCAUGGAACCAAGGAUACAAUCCAGGUAUUAUUACAUAGACGUGUACCUAUAUUAGACGUCUACCUAUAUUGUCCAAAGAUAGUCAAAAACACAGCUAUAUUUGCGUGAAACUGUAGCUGUGGAGAGUGAAUGAAGAUUUAAGUACCCGUGACUAUGUCCAGAUCCAAAACCCCAUUACCUAAAGUUCUCGGAUUCAGACUACAUUAUUCUGUUGAGGCAUAUGUCUCUUAAAAACACAGUUCCAGAUUUGUGAAAACUUGACUUAGCUCUUUAAAAAAAAAAAGCAGGUCUCUUUCUGUGUAGGGGUCAAUGACGUAUAAGGUUUAUAAACAUGCCAAUUUUAAAAUAGCAAAAAUAAGAAUAUAUUUUGCAAAAGUUCAAACACUAAGGAUUUUGUGUAUACAAAAAUAAAUGUUAUAUUUUUAAAUUACACAAUUUUAGUGUUUUUUCAUAUAGAUGAAUUGCCCGUGGCCUUAAAAAAUGUCAUGUGGUGCAUGUGUUUUUUUUUUGUUUUUUUUUUACAAAUUGUCAUAUCAAGUAGAUAGAAACAAAGUGUUUGCAUUUCAGUUGAGUUUUUGUAGAUAAUGAUCUCACAUUUUGGCUCUAUAAUGUCACAGUCACUAUAUUAUAUAAUACUGAUAAAAAUGUUUUAAAACUACCUUUCACUUAAGCAUAUUGUAUCAAGUAGAAACGAUUCAGUUACAGAAAUUAGAUAUUUUAGUUUGUAUUUUAUACAAUUAAUCCCAGAUCCCAGAUCUGAACUAGGGACUAGUUCGGAUUUAUUUCAGCUUCGUGGGAUUUAGGCCUAAAUUACUUAAAAACACAAAGUGAACAUUGUGUCAUGUUAUUUCACUUAAAAGCCUCACGUUUUCCAUUUGAAUGCUGAUAGACAUUAAUAAACAGAAUUAACAAAAUAAACGAACAAAAUCGCUUUUCUCUUUAGGACCAUUGCUGUUGACUAACAUUUUCUCAAACUGGCCAUGAUCAUCCUCUUUACAUAACCCCCCCCCCCAUAACAGCUGAAUCUGAAGCUGGGAAUGAGAAGCAAAAAUCUGUGUUGUUUCUUAUUGUGCAGGACACUUGUAUCAACAUAAUCCACUGUGUUUUCCAGAAUCCACGAAAAGCUCAUGGUUCAUUCAGACUUGAGCAAAGCAGAAAGUUGGAUGAGGCUGACCAAUGAGUUCCUGAACUCACCUUUACCUAAUACUGAAGGAUCAAAGGUAUCACACAGACAAGGGCUGACAAAGGAUAAACAUGUUAAUACAGUGAAAGUAAACACAACACAAAUUCUGUUGGAUACUUUUACCACAGAAUCCUAUAAUUAGAAACUGAAUAUGUUAGAAAAUACAUAACAUUUCUUUCUGUUUUUAUUCCUUCGUAGACUGAUGUACACUACAGCAUACUAUCACUGCUGCUCUUUCUGUCGGGGUCCCUCUCAAACACAGACUUUACUGAGAGACCCAGGGUGAAGGAGGCUGGUGAGAUGUUACGUCAUUUAUUCAAAUCAUUAAGAAACACGUGCAAAUUCAAGCUCAUCAGUAUUCCUUCAUCCUUCAUCUGCAGAUGAGGCGGACAACUUUGACUGGGCUAGUUAUCUGAUGGAGGGUGAGGAUGUAGACGCUGGACCUUACCCAGACACUCCUGUGAGUAUAUCAUUAGGAAAUCCAUCCUAUAUAGAUAAAAAAUUACCACAAUACAUAUAGAUGACUAUUGUUUAUAGACAUAACAUGUUGUCAUAGAUUAUAACCCGUCUUGCAUGAAGAGUUGUUGUCAACAUUAUGACUCCGAGGAGGACCAUGGGUUUUCCUCACAUUUUUUCUGUCAUGUUUGUUUUUUAAGCUGCAACACACAGAGCCUGUCAAGCUUACAUUUCUGCAUCAGUUUGUGUAAAAUCGAAAAUUACAAAGAUCCCAGCAGAAAGAGAGAAGUUCCUUCUCGGGUUUAAAUUGAAUUUCGUAUAUCCUUUGGCCUUUGCUGUUUUGUAGGAAUGGUCUGAGGAAGAAAGUGAGGAUGAUGACAGCCAGCAGCCAAUCAGCAGGGAUGACUCUGGGAUCCAGUUGGACAAAACUCCCCAAGAGGACCCUGAUACCAACAACAAGACGGUCCCAGUUACAUGGACAGGUGCGCACAGAUAACACUGCAAAGAAUAGGCCGUAUGAAACUCUUAAAAAUGUACAAAUAAGAAGUUCUGUGAACUUGAUACAGGACUUUAACAGAUUAUUUUGAAUACAAUAAUAACACUACUUCAUGUCUUUUCAGUGGGUGAGCCUGAUGCUCGAUCCUGGCUUGAACAGCAUGUUGUAACGCCGUAUUGGGUGGCUCAUGCGCCACGUUUUCCUCACAGCUUACAUUUACACUCCAACUUGCUCAAUGUGUGGUAAGACUCCGAGCUGUUGUUUACAAUAUAGCAAAAAUGUCUUCAUUCAGUAGUUUUUAACGCAACAUCCUAAAUGUUCACUGCUAACAUCCCCCACAACCCAAACAUGAAGCUAAAUGGAGAGAAAUGGCCAGCGUGAGUCAUGCACAAUUGGGGUUAUUAAGCGGGCUCUUUCACCCUCUGGUGUUUCUAAAAGUUAGGCCCCUCUCCACUUUGAGGAGGCUCAGAUGUUUCUAAACCACUUUUCUUCAUAGUAGCUCUUAACUCCUCAUCAUGCUCUUGUGUGAAAGAAAAACAAGGUCUUAGACGGCCAGUAGUCUGUGUCUACAGAGUCGGAUGUUCUGUACACAUGUCGUAAUAACCCCUUGUGUUGUUGCAAAGGUUUUGGUUAGCAUUACACUCAGAACUCUGGUGACGGACACUGAAAAUGCAGACAUAGGUGAGCACUAGUUGGUGCUCAAGAAUCUUAGAAUUACUGUCUCAGAAUCUGCAGCCUAUGACUUUGCAGACACUGGCUUCUCUUCUGCUUUGAGUAGAUAAUGUGUUUUUUUUGGUACUGACUGACCACUCCUAAUGUUUCCAUGUAGAUUUCUUUUGUCAGUCGUAGACAGACUUUUAUUGGCCUCUCCCUGCUGAUUUUUUGAAUUUUUUCAUAAUGUGGUCUAAUUAAUCACAAUAUGAUUACUUGACCUUCAAUAUAUUACAACUGCCUUCAAUAAAAUUAGGACAUAAGGGUUAAAAUUCUGUAAAUUUGGUUACUUUUUCUUGACUUUUUGACCAUAUUGUAGGUUAAUGUUCCUAAAUCCACUCUGAAGUUUAUCACAGGAAUCUAGUAGUAUAUUUAAUAAUAAUAAUAGUAUAUAAUAUAAUAUAAUAAUAUAAUUAUAAAAUAUAUAUAAUAGUAUAUUUUCUGUGAUAUUGGCCAUCAAAAAUGACUGUUUUAUUUAAAUGUAGCAAAAAUAUGUACUUUAUAUUGUAUGUUUUCUGUUGUUUUGUCAAGCUACACAUUGUGACAUAGUCUGAAAAUUAGUUGACAAAACUAGUCUGUAAAAUAGUACCCCUUAACAACAGCACAGACAGUGAUGUUAGUUGGCAGAAACAGGAGUAAACUUGGUGGUAUUUUCUGAGUUAAAAAGUUAAAUGUAACCUCCACUGUCUCUUUUCUCAGGGAUCAGCACCUCUACAACACGGAUCCUUUGUACCUCCCUGAAGAAAAAGCCUUUGUAACAGAGACCCAAGUCAUACGUGAGACAUUGUGGUAAGUUGUAAAAAAAAGAGGCUGUGGUUUGUGACGGAGCACAUUGUACAAACUCAGUAGGAAACUAAUCUCUCACUUUCUCUCAAGUUCUGCUUUUAUUACCCCGUAAAUCAUUAAGCCAUUUCGUCAACUAUGUCCAGUUUCAUUUGAUUCAGAUAAAAUUUCCUCAAAAACUUGAGCUGUGUGAUGGUUUUGUUUCAGGCUCCUCUCUGGGGUGAAGAAACAUUUCAUUUUCCAACAACAUGAUGGAAAAGUGUCAGUAAGAAACAAUGUGGUGGUCACUCACCUGACCAGUGUAAGUCAUACAUCUGAAGAUUGUGCCUUUUGUAUCUUAAACAUGUCUCUUGUGUUGAAGUCAGUCUCUUGCUCUCUGUUUGCUUCAGAACUGUUUGCACUCUGUCCUGGAGCAUAUUGCUGUGUACGGGCAGGCGGUGUUCAGGCUGCAGAGGUUCAUAGAUGAGGUGACAGGGUACAGCUGUGAGCCCGGCCCACCAGGUUCUGGUCCCUCACAUGGUUCCAAGAAAGGCUCAGAGCCUCCCUUCAGGACAUACCAGGCCUUUGUGUGGGCGCUCAACAAAUACUUUACCGGCUUCAAAGAGGAGCUGACAACAAUUGAGAGAGAGCUGAUAUGUGAAGGCGAGUACAUAUUAAACAUUUAUCGGAGUCAAACUACUUAACCAGGAUAACAGAUCAUUCAUGAAGAGUUAUAUUUCUGUGUGUGUGUGUGUGUGUGUGAGGGCCAACGUAUGAGGUAGUAUCAACAUGUAAUGAAAUUUUACAUUUUAAAAAGUGUCCAAAUAUCCAUCAGAAGACUAUGAUGGUGUUUCAGCUACAGUGACGUUAGUCUUAUAUAUUAAUAGGAGUUAACUGUGUUGUUUUCUCUUGCAGAUGAGACGGUGACCCUCUCUGCAGUUCUGGAGCGACUCAACCCUCAUUUGGCACAAAUCAAAGUUCUGCACAAAGUCUUCUGCACAGGGGUUGCUGAAGUCCCCCCUGAGACUCCAAAUGUUGUGCGGGCUUCCCACCUGCUAAACACCCUGUACAAAGCCAUCAUUGAAUAUGACAGCGUCGGGGAGGCGUCAGAACAAGCAGUAAGUUCAGUUCAUUAUUAAACAUAUAAAACAGAAUCAUUUUUACCAUAAAAAUGUACGGAUGAUAAUUUCUGUCUGCGAUCUUUCUUGCCAGGUGGCAUUAUUAUUUUCCCUGUGGACCGAGACUGUCAGACCAUAUCUGGAGAUUGUGGAUGAAUGGAUUGUUCACGGCCACCUCUUUGACCCUGCAAAAGAGUUCAUCAUCCAGAGGUCUGUAGCAAAGAACACUUUGGCCUCCACACGACAAUAAAUGAUGUUUUUUUAAGUUCUAUUUGUCUUUUCUUACUCAGGAACAAGGACGUCCCAGUGAACCACAGGGACUUCUGGUACGCCACCUACACCCUGUACAGUGUUUCUGAGACGGUGGACAACGAGGAGAAGCUAAAUGACGCGGCCAGUGGAAGCUCAGGAGGAGAUCAGGGCUCUAACAACAGGCAGCUCACCAUGGUGUCCUUCCUCAAGCCUGUGCUCAAGCAGAUCAUCAUGGCUGGAAAGUCCAUGCAGCUGCUCAAAAAUCUGGACUGCAAAGAGGCUGAACAGUCAGACAAAUCCUCCAGAGGUCAGUGUUUGCCACUCUGGGUCUGUAAGGCAAGCCCCAAUUAUAUUUUCAUUCUGUAUUGAUCACCUUUAUUUGAAGCCAUUCUAGCUGCUUUUGGUCUUAGUCUGUGCCCACUUUACCAGCUGAUGUUAAAAAUCUUCUUUUAUGACCACACAAAGUUUUUUUUAACAGUCUAAAACCAGUUAUCAGAUUAAAGAGGAUGUAGGAGACUCUACAAAUGUUUAUGUCAGACUAGGUAUAGUUUGACUUUGAUACUUCCAUUUCAUAGCAACAGGGAAAUGAAUGUUUCUGCAGUGAAAGUUAGAAAUUUGCCAAACAAAUGAUAAAAAAAGACUUUUUUGGAGCAAGAAGUCCUCCAUUGUUUGGCUUCACAUAAGCUGCUGUAAAUAUCAGUAUCAGUAACGGUCUAUAGUCAACCAAUUUAUCAGUGUAUGAAUAUUGUCUUUUUUGACCUUAAACAUUUCUAGAACUCUAGAAACUCUUAAUUUUAGGUAUGAGAGGUCAGUCAACUAAUUGUUCUGUUUUUUGAGCAUCCAUCAUUUGGUAUUGGUGCGAGUGGGAUCUUGCUUUAUUGUACUUCAAUCCCAUGUUAAUCAUUUGGCCAACUACCAGUCAACAUCUCAGAUAAACUCCUUUAGGGCUUGUGUCAUGCUUGAUGCACCGUAACUGUGUUUUUUAUGGUAAGUAGUUUAUUCCUUUCUUGUUGAACGAAACAAAAAUACAACUUUUGGUGUGAGAAAAUCAAGUAAACAACAUGAAUUAAGUAGGAAAAGCAUGAAUUAAGCUUUCCUGUAGGACAAGCGCUUUAUAAAUAAAGUUUGAUUGAUUGAUUGAUUGAUUGAUUGAUAAAUAUAAGAGUGGAAGACAUCCUGGACAUCUGAAAAUGCAAAAACAAAACUAAUAAUUAAAAAAUGACAAAAUUGAAAACAGACUGAACACUGAUGCACAAAUUAUUCGAAUUUUUAUGUAAUGGUUUAACAACGUUUUUUUAUUUUCUUUUUUGAUCCUGAUACAUCGUAAACCUGGAGUUAGAAGUGAGUGAUAAUGCCCCCAUUUUAGAUUAUACUCAUCCAUCAUAUCCAGCAACCUCACUGCCCAACCGUUCAAGGGCAGCCAGCUGAACAAGAGAGGUGUGCCAGUAGGAAGGUGCUAGUGCAGUGGAGGCUUUCCAUUGUUUGAAGAGGAGAAUAUAAUAUAAUAUAAAGACAGUCUGAAUUCAUCCUGCCAAUGUUUCAAAGUUCCUUCACUAAACGGAUCAGUGUUGCUGCAUUUCUGUGAACAAUCUCAUUAUUUUUGCAGAUGCAGAGAGGAAAAGUUUGUACACGCUGUUUCUGGAGUCGGUGCAGUCACGUCUCAGCAGCCAGGAGCAGUCACCUGCAGACACAGUGACUGAACAGCAGGCCACUAAAAGGAGCCUCAUAAAGAUGCAAUCCAUCAUCGCACAGCACCUGGAGAUCGCUGACGUCCAUGAUCCUUUAUUGGCAAUCAACUUUGCCAGGUAAGCAGCAACCAGCUGCUCUCAUAUUUAAAAAAUAUCUCCUGCUACAGACAGAGGUCCGACACAGAAAAUUACACAAAUUAAAAUGGAAGAAUGUGGGAUAGGAGACCAUUUUUCUAAUCCUCUGCUGUUAUCCUAUCAAAUCUAAAGCUCAGUUUUUUCAUCUAGUUGUCAUUGUGUGGUGAAUCUUUGCAACUGAAGGCUUUAUAAUCCCUAAAAUGGUCUUAGGACAAUGAGAUGUCAAGAGAUUUGAAUAUUUGUUGCUGCAAAUUUGGGUCAGUAAGGCUAGGCUUAGAUGGCAGGAUUUUUAAAAUCCCAAACAAUAUAAAGAUCAGACUGCAUCACAUGCACCAGGAGGAACUAAAUAGAUAUUCUCAUUUCGAAUCCCAAACAUACAGAAAUUGAAAGUAAUGACCCGUCAUUCACGAAAUGAGGAUGGAUCUCUCAAUGUUCUCACACAGUCCUAAUAGGCCUCCUUCAUACAUGCAUACAGCUGAACAAUGUCCGAGAAACUUUCAGAGCAUGUGUGGAAGGACUUCUCACUCCCUAUCAACAGUAGUAUGCUGGGUGUUAGGGCUGGGCGAUAAACUGAAAAUUGACCCAUAACAAAAUUUACCCAAGUGACCAAUGUCAUUUUGCCCAUAUCGGUAUAUUGGGUGUCAAAUGAAUAAAUAAAUAAAAGUUGGUUUUGGAUGUGUGUAGGUAGGCUAUGGUCUCAUGUCCCUCUAAGACGCUGUCCUAUGUCAGAGACGUGACUCCACCCCAUCCAAUCCUUAACAAAGAGGGAAAGACAGGUGAGGAGAUGGAGGAUGGUUCAAAAGUUGGAGCGGCUGGAGCGGCGCCUGAAGUAGACGAAGUUAAUGUGGGAGAGGAUAAGCAGCUUGUGGAGUAGUUAUCGUUUAUUUACCCAUUUAUUUAUCGCCCAGCCCUACUGGGUGUUGUUUGUCUCAAAGCCACAGAUUUGACUUUUUCAGUAAUCCACCAUCAGCAGCUCUUUCUCCUUCCUCUGUUGGCGGCUCUUGUGUAUCCUGCUCAGAAAUCCAAAUCACUCAGUCAUCAGAUUUUGAACAUAUUCCAAUGAGACGAGCCUCAGAGCUAUUUGGGAAGUGAAAAACUGGAUUUGUGAAAUCCCUGCAUUCAAUAGUUUUCUGGGCCAACAUGGAUGCACUCAAAGUGAUCAGAUCACUUAGUCGAGUUCUAACAAUCUUCUUUGCUGUCUCAGGCUGUAUUUGGAGCAGAGUGAUUUUCAUGAGCGUUUCUCUGGAGGUAAUUUCAUUGUGGACAGAUCAUCUCAGUCUGUCACCUGUCAAACGUUUGAGCUCACCCUGCGCUCCUGCCUCUACCCCCACAUCGAGAGGAGGUACAUAGAGUGUUGCGGGAACCUCAUGAGGACUCUAAAAAAAGACUACAAGUAAGAAUCAUUUUUGAUGUUGUGUGGUGUAGAAUUUAGUUUUAAUAUAUUAAUCCAUGCAAAGAGGUUUCCUGAAUUCCUGAAUGUGUGUGAACAGGUUGCUGGAAUACCUCCAAGCCAUGAGGAACUACUUUCUGCUGGAAGCCGGAGACACCAUGUAUGAUUUUUACACAGCCAUCUUUGACAAAGUGCAGGAGAAGGAGAGCUGGCAGCAGCCUUCUUUUCUUAACGUCCAGCUACAGGAAGCUGUUGGACAGCGCAACCCUGAGGACAGCAGCAGGUAAUAAAUAUAUCUAAAAAGAAGUAUCUGAUCGAAGAGGUGGUUAUGAGUAUUAGAAGAAUUAUCUUAUUAUCUUAUUAUUGAAAGUUCACAUUCUGUCCCCAAAAUGUUGAAUUUAAAGGUUGUCAGUAUUCCUUGAGAACAUUGAUCCUGCCCGGAAAAAGCAUCCUGUGAACAAUCUGGAAGUUCUCACUCUAAGUUACAAGGUAAGCAACACAAAUCCUGAUUUUGACCAGAUUUUUUUCAAGUUUUGUUCACUUUAAUGGUGUUUCUUACCUCUUUUCCCUCACAGGUCCCCUGGCCUGUUGACAUUGUGAUCAGCUCUGAGUGUCAGAAGAUCUACAAUCAGGUGUUUCUCCUCCUGCUGCAGAUCAAAUGGGCAAAAUACAGCUUGGACACGCUUCGCUUCAGUGGUAGGAGUUACAGUGACUCUCUGAAGUUUGAAUCACCCCAUUGUGAUUUAGAUGAUGGUCUACUGACAAACUCUGCAUUUGGGGGGAGUUUUAAGUUUUUAUGAACAAAGUGUUAAGUCAACAUUACCAAAAAACAAAAGCUGUGCCCAGCGGCUUGCAGGGUUGAUGUACCAGAAGCUUGGUGGAAGCAGGGAGUAAAGUGAUUUAAGAAAAACUUCUGAUUUAUGUCACUAUAACCAUACACAAGUGCAUAUCCACAAAUGAUAAAUAUUCAGAUAAAGGCAGUUAAGUCAUCAAAAAGUACUGUGUUUUAUUUCUGAGGGCAUGGUUGCAUUACUUGGUUCCUUAAAAAAUUGGUGUCUACCCACAUGCAGCCUCUAACUUAAACUUGUCUGAAAAACCGCCUGAAAAAACAGUCAUUUCACAUCUUUUUUUUUUUUGCAAUGUUAAGUAACUGUUUUUGUUGUUCACAGAUUUAACAGCAGCCACGAAGAAGCUGGAGGGAGUUGUGGGUGAGGAAGUAAAAGUCAAAGAGCCAAUAAAUCAGCAGAUUCAUCGGAUGUGUCUGCUGAGGGUCAAACUGAUGCACUUUGUCAACAGCCUUCACAACUACAUCACAACAAGGGUGAGACAAAUCCCGACACAGGCCUCUGAACUGCAACACAACACAGCCAGUCUUAGAACAGCAGAGGUAUUACAGAAACAUUCAUGAUGAAGAGUGACGAUAUAACCAUGUGUUUCUCCUGUUGUUAGAUGUUAGAGCUUCUCCUCUAAAAAGGCAUAUUAUAUUUGUGGUUUAUUGUAAAAAUGUACAGCCAUUAAGUGAAUUGUAUUGACUGCUUUAACACCUGAAUUAAACAGGAUUAAGACUGUCCAGAGUAUUAAACCCACAAACCUCAAAAAGAGGAGGGGGAUCAGAAAAUAGCAGAAAGUGUUGAAGGUUAAACCACAUCUGAUUUCCUGUAGAUCACCUCAUUUUGAAUGUGUGUACCUUUUGCUUUAUCAGAUUCUGCACAGUACAGGACUGGAGUUUCAGCACCAAGUACAAGAAGCAAAAGACCUGGACCAGCUGAUCAAGAUCCAUUACAGAUAUCUAGCUACUAUUCAUGACCGCUGCCUACUGAGGGAGAAGGUAACAGCACUGUGAUUUUCCUCAAUCAGUUUGAGUAGAACCAGAUUUGAAUUGUGUAGAAUGGGGAAUUAGUGUUGCAGCAAAGGCUCAAAGAAAACAUACACAAACAAAGAAGAAUGAUUAAAUAAGACCCAGUGAAAAAUACAAUUCCCCUAAUUCAAUAAGUAGAACAAUAUCAACAGCAUCAAGCAUAAAGUUAAGUAAGUCUAGAGCUUCAAUCAAAAUAGAAAUUUUGCAAAGUUGGGCAGAGUUCAAUGUUUGGGUGCAACAAUGGUGCGAGAAGGAGCAGCUAAGGUUAGCAGGUUUACAAAACAAGUUAUUGGCUAACAUUGUCAUCGGGUUACUUACUCAAUUCAGCACUUGCAAUGUGAGAAAAUUUUUUGUUGCAUGCAAGCAAAAAUACUAAUAGGGUUUAAAUAAACUCUAAUAGUGUCUUUAAGUACAUCAGAAUGUGAAAUAGAAACAGCAGUGACCAGAACAUUACCUUUAAAGCUCCUGUGAGGAGUUUUUAGCUUGCUAUGAAACACACUGAAAAUAAUACGAUGCCUCUAUAUUGGCUACAAAGACAAACAAGGCCGUUAGCAUAAAAAUAGAUUAUUUUUGACUUUUAAUGUCUAACUGCUGCUGUAGAGUAGGUGUCAAAUGAGUUUUAACAAUGACCAAAAAACUAUGAGCUAUGAAAAAAGCUGAUGACAGCAAAAAAGGCACACUUGGCCACUUAGACAUAAAAACUCAAUAGAUUAUUGUUAUUUCAAAAGACGGCUUGGUAAGUAUUCAGUCAAACCUCAUCUUGAACCCUUUAGAGUCGCCCCCUGCUGGCCCAUAGAAAGAAUGCAGGUUUAAUGCAUUUUACAUUCACUUUUCCCUUUUACACUUUGCCUGGUCAAGAGUUGUUAGUCACACUUUUUGAAUCACAUGUUGAAGAGUGUUUUUCUGUUUUCUCAGGUCAGUUUUGUGAAAGAGGCAAUAAUGAAGGUUCUCAAUCUGGUCCUCAUCUUCUCUGACCGAUGGCAGGCUGGAUUUGGAGCCUGGAAGUAAGAGUUUUGAUAGUAUCAAAAAAAAAUGUCAAAGCUGUACCUGUCCUGUAUUUUCUGUCUUCAAAGUUGGAAUAGUAGUGUUAAAAACAAUUUUAAGGCUGAAUUUUGACUGCAAAGUAUGUGACUUUUAUUCCUGAUACUGCUGCUUCAUUGAUAGCCUGUUUUGGUCUGAUUAUUUUUUCACUUUCAGGAUCGAGUCUAUUGAUAAAAUGGAAUCAGAUUUCAAGAACUGUCACAUGUUCCUGGUGACGAUUCUUAAUAAGGCCGUAUGUCGAGGCUCCUUUCCUCACUGUGAGUAGAACACUGAUCCUGUUACAUUGAUGAUUUUCUUUUCACUCGAUAAAACAUACAACUGAAUCAAAAUAAUUCCUGGAACUGUCUUUGUUCCUCUGCUUCUUCUUCCUGGUACAGUGGAGUCUUUGGCCCUCUCUCUAAUGGCCGGGUUCGAGCAGUGCUGAGGAUGCAUGUGUCUGCACUGAAGUGAUGGACUGAACUCCUCUGUUUGUGUUUCUGUCUGCUCUCUGACUGCUCUCAUUGUCUGUCAUGAUGUACACCAUCUGAUGUCACUUUCUGGACGUGGUGUUGGACGAUCAUCUCUGUCUGAUGGCUCUGAGCCACAGUUACACAAGCUUCUCCUGGACAUGCAUCAGCUUCUUUGUUUAUGUACUGUAUAAAAGUGUAACAUUUUGUAAAUGGUGUUUUCUAUGAGCUGGUUUGAUGACUGUUAAUAAUGUGUAUAUGUCAAGCACAAGAAUCUUGCACAGGUCAUGUUAUGCCACUCCAUGUGCCAUUGCUUGGUAAUAAAAGUUUAUUUACGUGGCAA